CCUUUUUUUCUGUUCUCACACACAGUGUGGUGCAGUCCAGUCACAGUCCAGAGAGACACUUCGGACUGUGUGUGUGCUUUGGUUAUAGCCUCAAGCUUUCCUGGAUGACUAUGAACCUAACCGCCAUCAAUGAAGGACCACAAUACAACUUUCCACUGGGGAACUUCUACAGCUUGCCCACACCUUUUUCAAAGGUCAAUGACCUCUGAGGAAGGACUUAUCCAGUUUCAUCUUUAUUUGUUAUUGAUACUGAGCUUUCAUGUAUUGGAUGAGCGCUUUUAUCAAGUGAGGACAUGGCCAAGGUGUACAGACUCUAUUUAGGAAUAGCAGCAGCUCUGGCCUUAUGCAAAUACUCCCUGGCAGAAUGGAAUGCCACGGACGAGUCUGCCAAUCGGACUGUGUCCCACUGUCAUCACCAUGGCAACGGAGACAAUUGCACAGACACAACAGACACGGGGCAGUGGGGCAGCCACUUCUCAAAAUGCCCCGAGGAACUAACAAACUACUGCAUCCACGGAGAGUGCCGUUACAUUAAGGAACAACAGGCACCGUCUUGCAGGUGUCACCGUGGUUACAUUGGUGCCAGGUGUGAGUAUAUGGACCUGGAUUGGCUGAUAGGAGAGAAGCGACAAAUCAUAAUUGCCUGUGUCAUCGCAGGACUCGUUUUCCUCAUUCUCGUCAUUGUAUUCAUCUGCAUUUGUUCAGGUCGUAGAUGCAGGUGUUGUUGGCGGAGGAGAAGACGGAGGGAAGAACCGCGAAACGGGACAGAGAAGCUCAGAAUGAUGGACACCAACGUGACACACACAACCUCAACAGCAGACUCAACAGAGCCACCGCUCACCAACGCUGUGUGAGAAGUGUGUGUGUGUGCGUCCACAAUUCUGGGAAUUGUUUAGACAUGAGAGAUUUUUGUCCUUCGUGUCACAGCUGCUGCCUUUUGUCUCACGUGUGACAGCAGUGUGUAAAAGGAGGUCCCCCUGUGACAUACACAACUAAGUCCUGCUCAGAGGUGGGGGGACAUUUCUGGAUGAAGGCUGUGUUGGAUCAAACAGGAGUCUGCACCCUCCUUUAAAGGGAAACUUGUCUGAAACUUUGAUGAAGCUUCAGAACAAAGAGGAUGAUGAACACAAGCUGUUCAGCUGUUUUUUUGUUGAUGUUGUUUUUGAAGCAACAGGCGCUUGUAGCCUUUCGCUAAGCUCUGCUAAAUCAGCUGUUGCUAUGUUGGAAAAAAAGAUGUGACACCAGCUGGCAGCCGAUGCAAAAACUUUAUCAAGUAUGUCGUGGGAGGCAGACACUGAAAAAUGAGAGGAAAGGGACUGUGUGAAGAUAAGACACUCCACUGUAUAAAAAUAUGCAAUAUUUCGAGUACCAGCAGCUGCACAACUGUUUUAAUAUGCUGUAUCUUUGUGUCAUAUUGUUUUGUUUACUGCUGGUAAACUAUUGAUCCACAUCACACAAAUCAACAGUUAUCAUUUAUUCCUCUAUCCACACUAACGUCUCUUUGUAAACUCACGCAGAAUAUUGUUACUCAUCAACGUUAGCAAUGCAAAAAAGGGCCGUCUAUAUACUAAAAGGUUGCAGUCCUGGAGUCCCGGGUUGGAGGAGGACAAGGAGAACUUGUGCGGGAGGCUUUUUUGAACUGUAUAUUUGGAGCCCGGCAGCCUCCGAGCUACAGGACGCAGAACAGCCGAGCCUGUGUGUGGAGGCUCCACUGAGGUGAAAAUGCUCCACUGUAUGAGACGGUUUCUAGACUGUCAGCCUUUCACUGGCCUUUUUAAAUGUGUAUCUGUAUGUGUGUUCUGCAUCUAAAUGUAGAAUGAAGAGAGUUAGGGCAGAGUCAGUGACGUCUGCACCUGCCGUCUAUAUGUCACCUAGCAAUAAAGAUGUCUAUUGUACAUGUGCUUUCAAUUAAAGAAAAAUAAAAAUUCAAAAAUCACAUGA
This is a messenger RNA of Plectropomus leopardus (leopard coralgrouper), 1941 nucleotides long. It is a transcript of the gene btc, whose product is annotated as betacellulin, epidermal growth factor family member. The record is from RefSeq and is a predicted model, not a curated record. Gene Ontology annotation, molecular function: epidermal growth factor receptor binding; growth factor activity. Gene Ontology annotation, biological process: epidermal growth factor receptor signaling pathway; positive regulation of mitotic nuclear division; positive regulation of cell population proliferation. Lineage: Eukaryota; Metazoa; Chordata; Actinopteri; Perciformes; Serranidae.